Molecule: messenger RNA, 2308 nt
Organism: Cuscuta campestris
Lineage: Eukaryota; Viridiplantae; Streptophyta; Magnoliopsida; Solanales; Convolvulaceae
Source: the annotation of a GenBank genome assembly
AACAAACACUGAUCACUCAAAAAAAAAAAAAAAGAAGACUUAUCACUAUCAACUUGAACAAACGUCAUUUUCAAGACCACUUUCCUCUUCUUUCUUUCCCUGAAAUUCAUCAGCUCUUCUUCUCCCCCAUAAAGAGACCUCAAACCCCCUUUCCCAAAUCUCAAUUGAGCUCUGCAAAUUUCUUCUCCUCCAUCAACCAUGGCCUCACCUGUUCAAGAAGGUGAUAAAGACUUGGAGAAGGGGCAGAUCAGUCUAAUAACCACCCAAAUUUCCCAGAGUGGGCCAUCUCCAUCCCCAUCUCCCUCAUCAACUGCCCCUGCAUUGGUCCUCUCAAAUUCUGGGAAGCGAAUUGAUCAAGCGGGGAAGAAGAAAUAUGUGAAACAGGUGACAGGUAGGCACAAUGACACCGAGCUUCAUUUGGCAGCCCAAAAGGGGGAUCUUGCAGCCGUGAAGCAAAUUCUUGACGAUAUCGGCUCUCAAAUGGUUGGGAUGCUGAGCGGGGCUGAAUUUGAGGAAGAGGUGGCUGAGAUUAGGGCAUGUGUGAUCAAUGAGGUGAACGAGUUAGGAGAGACGGCACUGUUUACUGCAGCUGAUAAGGGUCAUCUUGAUGUGGUUAAAGAGUUGUUGAAAUAUUCAAAUAAGGAAACUCUCACCAAGAAGAACCGGUCUCUCUUCGAUCCUUUGCAUAUUGCUGCAAGUCAAGGACACCAUGCCAUUGUGCAAGUACUAUUGGACCAUGAUCCAGAACUAAGCAAAACAAUCGGGCCUUCAAAUGCCACACCCCUUAUAACGGCAGCAGCAAGAGGACACAUAGAUGUGGUGAAUGAAUUGCUUGUGAAGGACUCCACAUUGGUUGAGAUUUCAAGAUCCAAUGGGAAGAAUGCAUUGCAUUUAGCUGCGAGACAAGGGCAUGUGGAGAUUGUCAAGGCAUUGCUUGACAAAGAUCCACAACUGGCAAGAAGGACAGACAAGAAAGGCCAAACAGCUUUGCAAAUGGCAGUGAAGGGGGUUAACUGUGAAGUGGUAAGAUUGCUUCUCAACGCUGAUGCUGCGAUCGUUAUGCUUCCAGACAAGAAAGGGAACACUGCAUUACACGUUGCUACCCGGAAGAAGCGCGUGGAGAUUGUGAAUGAGUUACUCCGUCUGCCCGACAUGAAUGUCAACGCACUGACCAGAGACCACAAAACAGCCCUAGACAUUGCAGAAGACCUCCCCCUCUCAGAAGAGUCCUCUGAUAUAAAGCAUAGCCUCUGCCGCUACGGAGCGGUGCGAGCCAACGAGUUGAACCAACCAAGAGACGAACUGCGGAACACCGUGAGCCAAAUCAGGAAAGAUGUCCACACUCAGCUGGAACAAACCAUGAAGACCAACAAGAAUGUCUACGGGAUCGCCAAAGAGCUGAGGAAACUCCACCGCGAGGGGAUAAACAACGCCACCAACUCCGUGACGGUGGUGGCCGUCCUCUUCGCAACGGUGGCGUUCGCCGCCAUAUUCACCGUCCCCGGCGGCGACGACGACAACGGGAUGGCGGUCGCUGUGGCCCACACCUCCUUCCAGAUCUUCUUCAUCUUCAACGCCAUCGCGCUCUUCACCUCCCUAGCGGUGGUGGUGGUCCAGAUCACGCUAGUGAGGGGGGAGACGAAGGCUGAGAGGAGGGUGGUGGAGAUCAUAAACAAGCUCAUGUGGUUGGCUUCGGUGUGCACUUCCGUGGCGUUCAUGGCUUCGUCCUAUAUAGUGGUGGGGAGGAAGUUCGAGUGGGCCGCGGUGUUGGUCACGUGUGUGGGUGGGACCAUAAUGACCGCGGUGCUCGGGACGAUGACGUACUAUGUGGUGAGGUCUAGAAAGAUCCGGUCCUCAAAGAAGAGAGAGAGGAGUACUUCAAGAAACUCUUGGGCUCACUCCGAGUUUUCUAACUCGGACAUUGAGCGGAUUUAUGCAAUCUGAGAUGGUGAUGAUGAAGAAGAAGAGAGGAGAGAAGGGGUUGGAAGCAGUGAAAGAAAGAGUCCCUGAGAAAUGAUGAAGGGUCAAAAUGGCUGCCUUAGCUUCUCCUCUUCAAUGGACUAUUCUGUUCAAUAAAACUUUAAGAAGAAGAAGAAGAUGAUGAUGAUGAUGUUUCAGAGGAGGGAGAGAUAUAAUGGCCUACUGUUUCAUUGUUUACUAUUGAAGAUUUUCAAAUUUCUGACACUUUUUUGUCCCUAACCUUCAGGAGGGCCAGGAGAAUGUGAUAUAUAUAUAUACACAACAUUGUGUGGGACUUAUUUGCAAGUAAAUGGGUGUUGUCACUGGGGAAAAAAGCAUCUCUUUCAUU